Molecule: messenger RNA, 1101 nt
Organism: Closterium sp. Naga37s-1
Lineage: Eukaryota; Viridiplantae; Streptophyta; Zygnematophyceae; Desmidiales; Closteriaceae
Source: the annotation of a GenBank genome assembly
AUGUGCGCCCAUAUCUCGGGCAAUCUGUUGUCUGCCCUUCAAACUGCGGGGCUCAAUCUUCCCCCACAGAAGCUCACACGUGGAGGUGCCGUACCUGACGUGUCUGAGAUGAGCGGUGUUGUCCAGGAGACGAGCUCCGAGGUGCAGACACUGAAGAAGGAAGUCGCUGCUCUGCGCGCCGAUUAUGCCGACCUGCAGUCGAACUUCAGCAGCGUGAGCAAGCAGCUGUGUGAGCGCGUGGCGGCACUGGAGAAGGCGCGGGAGACAGCGAACAAAGAGGCCAUGCUGGGUGCGCACGGCCAGCCAGACGUGGCCUCUCCAUCCAAGCGGCCUGGUACAUCCCGACCUGCCCCGCCGCAGCGUCCGGUCGCUCCACUCCCAGCUGCGACCCGCCCGCCCGCUCCCAUAUACCAAGGUUUCGCGGCUAUGCCACCUUAUGCUCCACCGCCCGGGAUGCCGUUUUACUGGCAAGGAGCUCCCCCGCCGCACGCACCCCCCCCGCAGCAGUCGUACCCCCCGCCAGCCAUCCCGAGUAUGAGUGGCGCGGGUGAAGGAGGCGUGGAAUGGAUGCGCGAUUCCGGAGGCGAGGCAGGUGUAGCUGGAGCUCGUUCCGAUGCCUUCAACGGCGGACGAGCGAAGUCCAGGUACGCGGGGGUUACCGGGGGUGGAGAUGCUUGGUUUGCCAAGCUACUGAUGCCGGCCCCUCAAAACCCCAUUCGCAUGGGGCCGUUCCCGAGCGAGGAGGAGGCAGCCAAGGGAUACAAGGCUGCCGCUGUGGUGGUUCGGCCGCAAAGUUAUCGCAUCCAGCGUAGCAUUGAACUGACCCUGUCGGAGCAGCAGCUGCUGACCGGGUGCACCAGGCAGCAUGUGGCAAGCCUGGCCGAGCGUGGCCUCUGGCACAGGUGGCGCGAAUGGCGGCAGAUUAUGCCGGAGCUUGCACCGGCUCCUCUGCUUCAGGUUCCUGGUGCAGCCACCAUGUUGCCGCCGCGGCCGCAAGCACAGCCGAGCAGCAGCCAAGCCACACAACCUCCGGGCAUGGCCCACUCUCGAACCCCAGGUGGUCACCAGCAAUACUUGGAGGACCUACAUCACUAUAACUGA